UUUCUAUUAUUUGUAAUGUUUACUGUGAUAACAUGUUCGUUAAUAGAGAAAAAUCAUGGUCUUUUGCAGGUCAAGUUUAGACUGAUAGUGUUUCGACCAUUUGUAGGAGAAGUAAUAGCUGCUAAACUCAAAGAGUCCAAUGCUGAGGGUUUACGCUUGUCACUUGGAUUUUUCAAUGACAUUUAUGUACCCCCACCUCUAAUGCCAUCUCCAUCACGUUCUGAGCCUGAUCCCGAGAACAAGAACCAAGUCAGAUGGAUAUGGCAGUUUGAGGGACAAGAUGAAUAUCCUAUUGAUGGCGUAGAUGAGAUUAGGUUCCAAGUUCAUAGUGUUAGUUAUCCAUCCGUACCUCUUGAGCAAGAAAAGGAUUCAAAGCCAUUUGCACCAAUGGUCAUAAAGGGAUCUCUUGAUGCUGAUGGUCUAGGACCUAUUUCAUGGUGGAUAUAGCAGAAAUUACUGAAGAUUCUUUGACGAUAAACUAUAUAAUUUUUUUUUGUUAAAUAGAGAGAAAAACAGAAGGGAGCCUUCGAGCAAUGGUAAAGUUGUCUUUGUGUAACCUAUAGGUCACGGGUUCGAGCCGUGGAAUCAGCCAUUGAUGCUUCAGGGUAAACUGCCUACAUCACACCCCCUUGGGGUGUGGCCUUUCCCCGGACCCUUGCAUGAAUGCCGGACGUGCUGCCCCUGAGAGAGAAAAGUAGUGACUCUAAUUUUGAGACCCUGAGAAAGAAGCAAAAUGAGCUUCUCUUUGUGUUAGUUCAAAUCUCUUAGCAGUUCCUCAGUACACUCUUUUCAGAAAGGAUGAUUCUGCUACUUAUGUCUUUCUAUUUCUAUUUGUGAAGUAAUUAAUCCAUAAAAUAUAUGUAUGGUUUUUACAUAUAGAUAAAUUCAAUUUAAAAUAUUGUCGGUCACACUGUUUUUCUACCCGCAUAAGGUAAGGGUAAGAUCUGCAUACACACUAUUCUCCUCUGGCCCUACUUGUGGGAAUACACUAGGUAUGUUAUUGUUUCGAUCA
Nicotiana attenuata is the source of this 1012-nucleotide messenger RNA. RefSeq names its product DNA-directed RNA polymerase III subunit rpc8. The coding region runs from base 16 to 447 and encodes 143 amino acids. The record is from RefSeq and is a predicted model, not a curated record. NCBI's taxonomy places the organism in Eukaryota, Viridiplantae, Streptophyta, Magnoliopsida, Solanales, Solanaceae. Gene Ontology annotation, cellular component: RNA polymerase III complex. The transcript is spliced from 5 exons. Gene Ontology annotation, biological process: transcription initiation at RNA polymerase III promoter.